Molecule: messenger RNA, 2783 nt
Organism: Poecilia latipinna (sailfin molly)
Lineage: Eukaryota; Metazoa; Chordata; Actinopteri; Cyprinodontiformes; Poeciliidae
Product: acetylcholinesterase collagenic tail peptide
Exons: 19
Coding region: 364-1767 (467 amino acids)
Biological process (GO): extracellular matrix organization
Molecular function (GO): extracellular matrix structural constituent conferring tensile strength
Source: RefSeq, a predicted model, not a curated record
GGCCGUUAAAGCGCAACAAAUCGCGCCAGACCAGCGUGCAGACGCUCCUUAGAAGUGUCAGAUCCGUCCUGGCGAAUCUGAAGUCGAUCCGGAUGGCACAACAGAUACAUCAGAUCCAGUCGAUCCGGCGGGACUGAGGCACCGUUGCUCUGUGCUUUCUGCUGGGCAUUUCAGUGCCAGAAGGAGGAAGAGGAGGAGGAGGAGGAGGAUGAAGAGGGGCUUAAAAAAACUGCAUUCCUUUAAAAAUUGUGUUAUUCACCGGCAGAUGGAAGGAGGAGAUCGAUAAGUGAGAGGAGCGUCAGACAGCGUGUCUGCAGGUGCCACACAAUCAGAUUCAAGUGCAAGGGACGGCAAACAGGCAGCAUGGAGCUGAUGAAAAUUGCAUUGUCCCUUCCCAUUCUUCUGUGUCCCGCUUGGGCCUUAUCCCAUCACUCCUACCUGGACGGCAUCUUGUCGCCUCACUCAGCGAUGCAGAGGGGCGUCCUCCCAGCCCUCAGGUUCCUGGAUGAGGCGUUGAGGUUUGACCCCUGUUGUCUCAUGUCGCCUCCUCCACCGCCGCUCUUCCCUCCUCCUCCUCGGCUUUGGAAAAGGGGCACACCUGACGCACUGAGCUUAUUGGAACCAACCGUUUUCGGAGGUGAAGGGCCAGAUAAUACACAUGUAACCCCAGAGUGUUCACCAGGACCCCCAGGACCUCCAGGACCCCAGGGUGAAAUUGGAUUGCCUGGUAUAAGGGGACCAAAAGGGAGAAAGGGAGAAAUUGGACGUCCGGGGGCAAGGGGCCGUCCUGGUGCUCCCGGUCCUCCAGGAACACCAGGAUUUCCAGGAUUUCCUGGUCCACAAGGACCCAAAGGAGAAAAGGGAGACCCGGGACUCAUGGGUUUACCAGGGCUGCGAGGUCCGCCGGGAACAAAGGGUUUACCUGGUUACAAAGGUGACAAGGGCGACCGAGGCGACCGCGGCUCUGCAGGACCAAAAGGGGACAAGGGUUCAAUUGGUUUGCCUGGGAUGCUCGGGCAGAAGGGUGAGGCGGGCCCAAAGGGAGAGCCGGGUGUUUCUGGGAAGAGAGGACCAACUGGGAGACCAGGGAAAAGAGGCAAACAGGGUGUCAAAGGGCAUUCAGGGGCCCCAGGUGUCAUGGGACCCCCAGGACCUGCAGGUCCCAAUGGCCUUCCUGGCCCACCUGGGCCUCCAGCAUCAGGUCUCUACUUGGUGGGGGAGAAAGGAGAGAAGGGCCUCCCUGGACCACCAGGUCACUGUGACUGUGAUACUGUAAUUGGAUCAAAUAAUGCCCCCUUUGGAAACUACUACACGACGCGACGAGGCGUCAACAAACUCACUGCUAUAUUUGUGGUGAACAGCGAGGAGGAGAUGGGCCGCCUUCAUGUUGAAAACGCCAUCGUACUAAGGAAAGAUAAGCGGAUGCUUUACUAUAAGGAUAAAGACGGCUGGAGCCCCAUACAGCCCUUUCAGCCAUUCCAGUCCACGGAGACCAUCCCAGACAGAGUAGGUGUGUGUGGGGACGGGAAGGUGCAGAUCCAGCACGGGGAAGAGUGCGACGACGGAAACCAGAUCGUCACAGACGCUUGUCUCAACUGUAAGUGGGCCUACUGUGGAGAUGGAUACCGACAUGAGGGUAUAGAAGAGUGCGAUGGGAAAGAUUUUGGUUACCAGACCUGCAAAUCCUAUCUUCCCGGGUCCUUUGGGCAGCUUAAAUGCACCGAGUCCUGCCUCAUUGAUUCUACUGGCUGCAAGUACUUCACCUGAAUACAGAAGGCCUCCCUGAAUGCAGAAAUCGUACUUCAGUACUUCCUCUGGAGUAUCAAAGCUUUGAAACAAACAAGUGAUGCACUGAAAGACUGCACUAAAGCGAAGCUGAUGUGCCUGCUCCGAGGCAUGAAAAGUCAUGGAAGAAUGUUUUUUUUUUUUUUCUGUCACAUCAACUGUAGUACCCUCCACACCUUGAGGUUUGGUCUUGAAUGUGCCUCCGAGAACAGCUCCACGGGCUGCAGCACUGUUAUAAAAUCAUUAGUGAUGGUGGGAAACAUUCUAAGGAUGUAAUAAUCAUACCAUGUCAAAUACUUACACUGUUUAAGACGUGCUGACUGUUAAUGCAGAAAUAAGCUAUGUGCUCUUUCCCACAAGACGUUAAAAAAGGGUUGUAUCGUAUUGCAGUAUGCAAACCUAAGGCGCCUGAAUGUUCUUACUCCUGUGCAAUGUAUAACAAAACACGUGUUUAUUAAGUGCAAUGUCGUGAUAUUGCAUGCAAAUGUGUAUAAGCGCACAGAAGACUGCUUUAUCUGUUCAGCCCUGUAGCCAUAUUGUGUCCCCUCUAGCAGAGGAAUUGCAAACAAUCCGACAGGAAAACACGAAUGUCCUUUAGCAAAAACAUAGUAAUGACAUACGGUUACCGAAGCAGCAUGAUGUAUGAAUGUAAGUGUACAUUUGAUAAGACAAUAACACCAAUAAAGACUUGAUCUUCAUGUCGGGGGCUUGUGUGGAAAGCAGCCAAGCAGAAGAAAAAGAUCUGCAGCAGCUUCCUAACGAUAUUCCUGUAAAUAUUCCUGCACUUGUUGCUUUUCUCGUUCAAAGGAAGGAUCUCUGCAGCACAGGAACACAGUCCUGUUCCUCACCGGCAACAAACAUAAAGUCCAAUGAUUUAUUCUGCAACUAUUGUAUUGAGAAUAUUUAAAUGGAGCGAAAAAUAAUGCUCUUUACCAUUUUGUUCAAAUGUCUGUUAUCCUGGUUAUAUUAGAGAAAGUGAUUAUUAAAUAAAUAUUAAU